AAACAAAAAAUGGAAGUUUCAUCUGAACCGUAGGAAAUCACAGAUCUACCACACUCUAAUCUACCGACGGUGGUUCAAACCAGAGCUGACGCCAUAAGUAGUAAUUCCCAUUUCUCUACAGCUUCAAACCCCACCCCACCCUCGAAUCACAGGCAGGCAGGGGUUCUCUUAAUCUUACUUACACCCGAUCUCAAAUCCUUAGAUCUCUUACUCCAAUCCUAGGGUUUCACACCCCUAAUUUCAUUCUUCUACUAUGCCUCUCAGACUCGAUAUUAAGAGGAAGCUUGCUCAGAGAUCGGAAAGAGUAAAGUCGGUUGACUUGCAUCCGACCGAACCAUGGAUCCUCACAAGUUUGUAUUCAGGGACAGUCAACAUAUGGGAUUACCAGGCACAGACUGUGGCGAAAUCCUUUGAAGUUACUGAGCUACCAGUCCGAUCAGCAAAGUUUAUAGCACGCAAACAAUGGGUCGUUGCUGGUGCAGAUGACAUGUUUAUCCGCGUGUACAAUUACAAUACAAUGGAUAAAGUCAAAGUAUUUGAGGCACAUACUGAUUAUAUCAGGUGUGUAGCUGUGCACCCUACGCUCCCGUAUGUAUUGUCAUCAUCUGAUGACAUGCUUAUAAAGCUUUGGGAUUGGGAGAAGAGCUGGUUUUGUACUCAAAUUUUUGAGGGUCAUUCGCAUUAUGUGAUGCAAGUGACAAUCAACCCUAAAGAUACCAACACUUUCGCAAGUGCAUCGCUUGAUCGUACUAUAAAGAUUUGGAAUCUUGGAUCACCUGAUCCCAACUUCACACUUGACGCUCAUCUCAAAGGAGUGAAUUGUGUGGAUUAUUUCACCGGUGGGGAUAAACCUUAUCUAAUCACUGGAUCAGAUGAUCACACUGCUAAGGUGUGGGAUUAUCAAACCAAAGCUUGUGUCCAGACGUUAGAAGGUCACACACACAAUGUUUCUGCUGUAUGCUUUCAUCCUGAGCUACCGAUUAUUAUCACAGGUUCUGAGGACGGUACUGUACGCAUAUGGCAUUCAACCACGUAUAGAUUAGAGAACACUCUUAAUUACGGACUUGAAAGGGUCUGGGCUGUUGGAUACAUGAAAGGUUCACGCAGGGUCGUCAUCGGAUAUGAUGAAGGGACCAUAAUGGUGAAAAUUGGUCGUGAGGAACCUGUCGUUAGUAUGGAUAAUAGUGGAAAAGUUAUAUGGUCUAAACAUAAUGAAAUUCAGACUGUUAACAUCAAGAGCGUGGGGGCUGAUUAUGAGGUUUCCGAUGGAGAGAGGUUGCCUUUAGCAGUCAAAGAGUUGGGAACGUGUGAUAUGUACCCACAAAGCUUAAAGCACAACCCAAAUGGGCGGUUCGUUGUUGUCUGUGGUGACGGUGAAUACAUCAUAUAUACAGCUUUAGCAUGGAGAAAUAGAUCCUUCGGGUCUGCAUUGGAAUUCGUCUGGUCCACAGAUGGUGAAUAUGCUGUUAGGGAGAGCACAUCUAAAGUCAAGAUUUUCAAUAAAUCUUUCCAGGAAAAGAAGAGUAUCCGACCAACAUUUUCAGCUGAGCGCAUAUAUGGUGGAUCUUUAUUAGCGAUGUGCUCAAAUGAUUUUAUAUGCUUUUAUGAUUGGGCUGAGUGCAGAUUGAUUCAGCGGAUUGAUGUUAAUGUCAAAAACCUAUACUGGGCAGAUAGCGGUGAUUUGGUGGCAAUUUCCAGCGAUUCAUCAUUCUAUGUGCUAAAAUACAAUCGCGAUGUAGUGUCAGCACAUCUGGAUAGUGGAAGACCUGUAGACGAGCAAGGUGUUGAAGAUUCGUUCGAAAUUCUGUAUGAAGUAGAUGAAAGAGUUAGAACUGGAUUGUGGGUCGGUGACUGUUUCAUAUACACUAAUGCUUCAUGGAGACUCAACUACUGUGUUGGUGGCGAGGUAACCACCAUGUUUCAUUUGGAUCGGCCUAUGUAUCUUCUAGGAUAUCUAGCUAAUCAGAGCAGAGUUUAUCUCAUUGACAAAGAAUUCAAUGUCAUUGGAUACACUUUGCUUCUCACCUUAAUCGAGUAUAAGACCCUUGUGAUGCGUGGAGACAUAGAACGGGCUAAUGGAGUUUUACCCUCUAUUCCAAAGGAGCAUCAUAACAGUGUUGCACGUUUUCUGGAAUCACGCGGCAUGGUUGAAGAGGCCAUGGAAGUUGCUACAGAUCCUGACUAUAGAUUUGAGCUGGCCAUUCAGCUCGGUAAACUUGAGAUUGCAAAGGAUAUUGCGUUAGUAGCAGAAAGCGAGUCGAAAUGGAAGCAAUUGGGUGAAUUAGCCAUGUCUGCCGGAAUGUUGGAAAUGGCAGAGGAUUGUCUGAAGCAUGCAAACGAUUUGAGCGGUCUAUUGCUCCUUUAUUCUUCUUUAGGAGAUGCAGAAGAAAUAGCAAAACUUGCAUCACUUGCAAAAGAAAACGGAAAGAACAACGUGGCAUUUGCUUGUUUGUUUAUGUUGGGUAAAUUAGAAGACUGCCUGCAGCUGUUAAUUGACAGUAACCGGAUACCUGAAGCUGCUCUAAUGGCACGGUCUUAUCUUCCCGGCAAGGUUUCUGAAAUUGUUGCCCUUUGGAGAAAAGACCUUAACAAGGUUAACCAGAAAGCUGCAGAAUCUUUAGCAGAUCCUGAAGAGUACCCGAAUAUGUUCGAAGACUGGCAAAUUGCACUUGAGGUUGCGGCAAAGGCUGCGGAGACAAGGGAUAGUUACCCUCCAGCAGAAGAGUAUGUGAACUGUAUUGAUAGACCGCAUAUCACCCUAGUGGAGAAAUUCAGAAACAUGCAAUUGGAAGACGAGGAAACAUUGGAAAAUGGAGAGUUGGAUCAUGAAGGUGCGGAACAGAAUGGAGACGAGGAGGAAUUUGUUGACGGUCAACAAGUGACUGAAAACGAAAGUCAAGAAGUUGUUGCAAUGGAUAACGAUUCUACAGAUGGUGCUGUUCUUGUUAAUGGCAACGAGGAUGAUGAAGAGUGAGGUAUUGAGAGACGGGGCGAACGCAGGAUGAUCGACUGUCUGAUAUGAACAUGGUGUAAUUUUGUAGGGCCCACCGAAUUUUGUUAUCGAGAACAUAUAAUACAGACUUGAGUUCAGUAGCGAGUGAAUUAGUUACCUCUCUUUAAAAGUGUUUUAUGAAUAUUCUUUUUGAGGCGAUUUUUACUGUGAUUUAUAAGACAUUUUAUAAUGGCUGCUGCUUAUAGAUGUGGGAGGCGACGAUUUAUCACAUUGUCAUGGUGUUUUCAGUUUUCACUCAGGCUUCUGCCUUGCCUUUAGCUGAAUUUCUAUUUGUAAUAAUGUUUGGGUCUUGUACAUCAAGCGUUGAUUGUUGUAAUUGCUUAGAUUUUUAUACUAUUUGAUAAUACUUGAGA
Helianthus annuus (common sunflower) is the source of this 3366-nucleotide messenger RNA. RefSeq names its product coatomer subunit beta'-2. Gene Ontology annotation, biological process: intracellular protein transport; intra-Golgi vesicle-mediated transport; retrograde vesicle-mediated transport, Golgi to endoplasmic reticulum. Lineage: Eukaryota; Viridiplantae; Streptophyta; Magnoliopsida; Asterales; Asteraceae. Gene Ontology annotation, molecular function: structural molecule activity; protein binding. The record is from RefSeq and is a predicted model, not a curated record. Gene Ontology annotation, cellular component: COPI vesicle coat. The transcript has 25 exons. Bases 254 to 2974 code for a protein of 906 amino acids.